GCUGUCUCGUUUCAACAGCCAAUAUGCAGUAUGGCUUCGACUCUGCAGCAGUCGGAGCUCUUCAGGCAAUGCCUGGCUUUCUUAAAGUGUUUGGAUAUGAGGAUCCGACCAGUCCUUUGGGAUAUGGCAUCGAUAGUACCUUUCAACGCUUGAUCACUUCCCUCCUGACUCUGGGAUCUUUCCUGUCUUCACUCAUAGCCGGCUCCUUCAGUGCCUACUUGGGCCGUAAGCAAGCCUUAUGGCUAGCAUGUCUUCUCAACGCCGCUGCAGUAGCCAUCCAAAUCGCGACAACAGGCAAAGGAGUAUUGUACCUAGGCCGUUUCCUCCUCGGUCUCGCAAAUGGAUUCUUCGUCACGUUCUCGAAUGUGUACACUGCCGAAGCAGCGCCCGCUCAUUUACGUGGUGUGAUGGUGGCACUUUUCGCUUAUUGGGUAAACAUUGGUUCUAUCCUCGGCGCUACGGUUGAUAAUAUCACGCGCGUGCACAUGUCUAAAGCGUCCUAUCAAAUCCCUCUUGGCUGUCUGUACAUCGUUCCCACUAUCCUUGCCAUAGGCCUCUUCUUCGUACCAGAGUCGCCUAGAUGGCUACUACAUAAAGGACGAGACUCUCAGGCUCGCGCUGCCUUGAACAAGCUUCGAGGCACAUCUGUUGAAAGGCAAUAUAUCGAGCUCGAAUGGGCUGAGAUGGUUCGUGGUGUGGAAGAGGAGAAGAAGUUGGAGAAGAGUAUCGGCUUCCUCGACAUGUUCCGAGGCUCAGACCUUCGACGAACUCUGCUCUGCUACGGCAUGAUCGGUUGUCAAACUGCAAGUGGCAUCUGGUUCCUCAUCGGAUAUCAGACAUACUUCCUCAGUCUCGCUGGCAUCACGAAAUCAUUCGAGUUCUCGGUCAUGAAUACUGUGAUUGGAUUCAUUGGCGUCAAUGUUGGCAUGUAUUGUAUUCGACAUGUAUUUGGUCGUCGGUCGAUUCUGAUGAUCGGUGCUACGGCCUGUGGACUGUGUCAACUUGCUUCGGCGGUGGCUUAUACCGUUAAUGCGGGGUCCACGGAUACUGGUAAGGUCCUGGUAGCGUUUACAGCAAUAUUUUACUUCUUCUACAACGGCUGUGUUGGUUCAGCUAGUUAUCCCGUGGCGACCGAGCUUGUGAGUUCCAGGUUGAGAGCUUGGACUGUAGGAACCGCUACGAGCUUGGGGUACAUUCUUGCGUGGCUGGUGGGGUUCUGUAGUCCAUAUUUUAUCAAUCCCGAGGACCUAAACUGGGGACCGAAAUAUGGCUACAUAUGGGCAGCAUCAAACGCCAUUUGCGUCGUGUUCUUCUUUUUCUUCAUGCCCGAGAUGAAAGGUCGUUCUCUAGAGGAACUUGACGAAAUUUUCGAAGCACGCACCCCGGCUUGGAAAUUUAAGCAGUUCCAGUGCACGAUCAGAGAUGAAGCUGCAUUUGAUAUGGCCGAGCGGACAGGAGUCAGGAUUGGAAAGGAAGGAGGCGUUAGCGAGCAGAUUGACGAUAGAAGUGAGCGGGUUUAGAGGGGAGGACUUCCAGGUCUAGAUGCCAAGUAUUACCUGACGAUUGACUUUGAGGGAUAAAGCGAGUUGACUUUCUGCUUGUCAGAGCGGGAAGGUUGAGGCGGCGCUUAAUGACGAUAGACUUUGGACUGACACGAGUCAAGAUUAAUACACUGCUUUUGGCC
Cadophora gregata is the source of this 1684-nucleotide messenger RNA. RefSeq lists its product as uncharacterized. Gene Ontology annotation, cellular component: membrane. Gene Ontology annotation, molecular function: carbohydrate:proton symporter activity. Bases 24 to 1520 code for a protein of 498 amino acids. The record is from RefSeq and is a predicted model, not a curated record. The transcript is spliced from 4 exons. Gene Ontology annotation, biological process: transmembrane transport; carbohydrate transport. NCBI's taxonomy places the organism in Eukaryota, Fungi, Ascomycota, Leotiomycetes, Helotiales, Ploettnerulaceae.